Messenger RNA from Prorocentrum cordatum, 1302 nucleotides. The record is from the annotation of a GenBank genome assembly. NCBI's taxonomy places the organism in Eukaryota, Dinophyceae, Prorocentrales, Prorocentraceae.
AUGAAGGCGACGGUGAUGACAGUGAUGCGAAUGAUGACGACGAUGAUGUUGGUGGCGAUGCCGAUUCCAGUGAGGUAUUUUGGCGAGGGGCGCGAGAAGCCGCGGGUGAAGAUCUUCCGGGACCAGGCGGCGUGGUGCCCCUACUGCCAGAAGGUGUGGCUCAUGCUCGAGGAGAAGCGCGUGGACUACGAGACGGUGAAGGUGCCCAUGCGCUCCUACGGCGACAAGCCGCAGUCCUUCUUGAAACUGAUCCCCAACGGGCUGCUGCCAGCGAUGGAGAUCGACGGCAGGCUCAUGACGGAGAGCCUGGACAUCAUGGUCACCAUCGAGAGGACGUUCCCCGACCCAGACAAGCCAAUGAUCCCGCCGGCGGGGCCCCUGCUCGACCGUGCGCAGCAGCUCCUGGGCCUCGAGCGCAAGCUCUUCGGCGCCUGGUGCGGCUACAUGUUCCGCCCGGAGGUGCCGUUCCUCGGGGGUGGCGACGGGGAGUUCACCUCCGUGCUGGAGCAGGUGGACCGCGAGCUUGGCAGCAACACGGAAUCCCCGUUCUUCCUCCCGUACGCGUGGCCGACGCUGGUGGACAUGCAGUACGUCUCGCACGUGGAGCGGGCCGUGGCCAGCGCCAUGUUCUACAAGGGUUACGACGUCCGCAAGCGGUUUCCGAACAUCGACAGCUGGCUCUCGGCCUACGAGGCGCUGCCGCACUACAUGGCGACCAAGAGUGACUACUACACCCACUGCAUGGACAUCCCUCGGGGAACCCAUUCUGACAUCGACAGCGACCUGGCGAGGGAGGCCCGCUCCGCGAUCGAGCCCGGGAGCGCGAGGGCGUCGGCCCCCCUGGACUCGGAGCUGGAGCCCCUGACGGCGCAGCAGCGAGCGGCGCCAGAGGAGCACUUCCGGGUCGAGGCCGCGUGGAGCCUGGUGCAGAACCACGAGGCGGUGGCCCGCUUCUGCUGCCGCGCGGCGGGGUCUGGCGUCGGCGACUGGGCGUCGGGGAACCCGACGAAGUGCCGUCUCGCGGACCCGUACGCGACCCCCGCAGAGGAGAUGCUGCCGUCGGUGGAGGCCGCCCUCCGGUCGGUCGCGGCCGCGCUGCUCCGCGGGGACCCGGCCGUGGCGCGGGCGGCGAGGGAGGCGGCGGAGGCAGAGGUCGGUGCGCCGCCGGGAGGCUGGCCGCUGGCGGCCGCCUGCCUCGAGUACCUGCGGGACAGGGUCGGCUCCCCGCGGGACCUGUCCAUGCCGGCGGCCAAGCUGCUCCGAGGAUAUCUCAACGAGGCGGUCGCCUCCCUGCGCGCCUGA